GACGCUUGCUUUCGUUUUAUUUUUCAGUCUUAACUCUUGGCGUAUGGACUAAGCCCCCAACCCGUUUGUUAGACAGAGUAGUUCGAUGAAUUUAACCGUCAAACCACAAUACGCUCUCUUUGCACCAAAUACCUCAAAACAACUGUUCAUGAUUCACCCAAACGCAAAUACAUAUGCGUCGCACCCGCCGACGUAUCCCCCGACGCAGAUGCAACCAGGUGUUCCCUAUCAAUCCAAGCAGAUGGAUGAUGUAAUGAGUCAACAACACCAAGUUAGACAACAACAACAACAGCACGCUGCUGCUGCUGCUGCUGCUGCUAUGAUGGCGUCGACCAGUCUGCAGCCACAGCAACAUCCAACCAUGCACUACUCUGGCCAUAGUGGUAUGCCACCGCCAGAUCCAUCGUCCAUCACUGAUCAUGGAUUGCAGUCUGUCAAUAUAAACCAACUGGCUGAAUUUGCUUCAUCCAUGGUGUUUUUGAUGUGGCAUGCUAGAAGACCCUCUGUUCUAGCUUUGUACAACUCUUCAAACUCGGCCACAACUUCGCCUGUUGGCACUCCACCUUCCAGCGCUAGUCCAACUGGUGCAGGUGCAACAGCAUCCGGUCAACAUCGCCAAAACAUUAUUGGCAGUUCUGCUAGUCCUGCAUUCAAAAAAUUCUGUUUACAAGUGCUUAAAGCCACGCAACUGUCAGAAUCUGUAGUUGUUUUAUCUUUAAAGUAUAUUGCAAUGCUUUUACAGAACAAUCCAAAUAUUCAAGGUGCCGAAGGAUCGGAAUAUAGAUUAUUUACAGUUGCUCUUAUGCUUGCUAACAAAUUCUUGGAUGACAAUACCUUUACAAACAAAACAUGGUCAGAGGUCACCAAUAUGAAAAUUGUUGAUCUGAAUAUCAUGGAAUUGGAAUUUCUGGAAGUGUUGAAAUUUCGGCUGUUCGUAAAACAGGAAGAAUAUGAGCGUUGGAAAGCUGCUCUCUUCAAGUUCCGAAACCAGCUGACAAGUGCUAAUGAUGCAGAAGCACAGCAGCAACGACAACAACAGGCUCAAGUUAUUGAAGCUACUCUCAGAAGCAUGGGUCUGACUAGCCCACAACAAGAUCCGCAAGCUUGGGCCGCUCAACAACAGCAACAGCAGCAACAACAACAGCAACAACAAGAAGUUGCUCGUAGACAAGCUCAAGCUGUUCAACAGCAGCAACAGCAGCAACAAGUGGUCGCUCAUCAACAAUACCAGAUGUACUUAUUGUCCAAAGGUCAACAGCCGCAAUUUCCACUUCAUCCACCAAGUCGACCUGUACAUCGCGUCCCGUUGAGGCUGCCUGUUCAUCCUGUGUACAUUCCGCCACCCACUGUUCACACUGCUCAAGUGAUGCAUUCAACGUCUCCGGCACAGCAAGCCAUCAUGAAUUCAUACUAUGAUAAUGCAGCUGUGGUUGCCGCUGCUAAUGCUCAUCAACAGGCUACCACUGCGGCCGUUUUGGCUCAACAGCAGCAGCCGCAAACUAGUGCACCUCCCGCAAACCCUGGAGCAGGCAUUGUUCAAAGUCGUACUCCGCAACCACAAGCUAUCCAUUAUGAUCCUGCUGUACACCAGCAACCAGUGCAGCCUCCACAGCAAGGCAGAACAACGCCUCUAAGUGCCGGUGCCAACACUAGUACCUUUGAAUAUCCACCAGCCUCGACGAUGGGACAAACACGAAACGAAGGUAUGGGUUAUGGUCAAUACAGUAACUAUGCUGGUCAGUCUACAACCGCGAACAUGGGUCAUACCGCUGCUCAAUCUAGCUAUGCCCCACCCGCCACCAGCCAUCCAGCCACUACAGGCAGUACUGGCUACAGCCAACAGCAGGCAGCUGUCCAGCGCUCGUCUUCGUUGCCACAAGGAGCUACUACCAUAGCUACUCAAAAUUAUCCACCUGUUUCAUCUUCACAACCUUCUCAAUCAUUGUAUCAUUAUCCUACUCCCAAUGUUACACCCUCGAUGCAGGCCAAUGUUCGUGUUCCUGACAACAAUGUUCAGCAACACCCCUAUGGCUCAACUGCCAAUCACAGUCAAGGGGUCUACAGUAAUUCUAGCCAUGUUCCUUCUCAGCAGAGAAAUUACUAUGGAACUGAAACGCAUACCGCUCCACGACCUCCUGCGCAAGACUACAAAUAUGGGUCUCAACCAAGCAAUGCACAACUUGAUCCUCGUGUGCAAACUUAUCAAGGGCGGUCUCCCAUGAUUCGUACGCCUUCAACACCAGGCUACGCUUAUGAAGGUGAUAAUUAUCAUUCUGAGGAUUAUAAUGAUCGACGAGAUGUCAAUGGUUUAUCGGCUACCGCCAAUGUCUUUCAUCCAAGGCAGCCAACUUAUUACCCACCACAGCAGCAAUACGGUGCUCGUCCUCCACCACCUAGUUCUGGUCCACAACCUGAAGACCCACGAACUGCUGCUAUGAUGUAUCGUCCUCAGCAACAACCUACUGGUCCUGUUCCGGAAGAUCCUAGGACAGCUGCUGAAUCCUAUCGAUCAAAACGCUCAAAUUAAUCAUAUUCUUAUAUGAUCUAGUAGCAUCUCUGGCGCUGUUUCGCUCCAAGCGUGAUAUGUUUUUACAUUGGGUGUGGUUGAUAGCUGAGCCAACCAACGAACCAGUGAUUCUUCAAUUGAUUUGCAUGAUGGGGAAAGUAUG
Umbelopsis ramanniana AG is the source of this 2669-nucleotide messenger RNA. RefSeq lists its product as uncharacterized. Bases 86 to 2527 code for a protein of 813 amino acids. Gene Ontology annotation, biological process: regulation of cyclin-dependent protein serine/threonine kinase activity. NCBI's taxonomy places the organism in Eukaryota, Fungi, Mucoromycota, Umbelopsidomycetes, Umbelopsidales, Umbelopsidaceae. Gene Ontology annotation, cellular component: nucleus; cyclin-dependent protein kinase holoenzyme complex. The record is from RefSeq and is a predicted model, not a curated record. The transcript has 3 exons. Gene Ontology annotation, molecular function: protein kinase binding; cyclin-dependent protein serine/threonine kinase regulator activity.